Molecule: messenger RNA, 3157 nt
Organism: Malurus melanocephalus (red-backed fairy wren)
Lineage: Eukaryota; Metazoa; Chordata; Aves; Passeriformes; Maluridae
Gene: DTNBP1
Product: dystrobrevin binding protein 1
Exons: 10
Coding region: 215-1219 (334 amino acids)
Biological process (GO): anterograde synaptic vesicle transport; platelet dense granule organization; neuron projection development
Cellular component (GO): synaptic vesicle membrane; BLOC-1 complex; cytoplasm
Source: RefSeq, a predicted model, not a curated record
GGUGUCCUCCUGGGUGCGGGGACAGGCUGGAAAGCGGCUGGCGGCUCCAGGGUCCCGUGUGCCGCCGUGUUGCCGCCUGGGCUGGGCGGCUGAUGGCGGGCCGCGGGCUGGAGGCUCAGGGGAGGAGGAGCCGCGGGGCCCGGGAAGCAGCUGCGGUCGGGGGAAGGAGAGAGAGGGACAGACAGACAGACCGCUGUUGUGAGAGAAGAUGUGAAUGGGGUUGAAGACUUUGGGCGACAAAUCAAGAGAUGCAAAGAAAAGCAGGCAGAGAACUGUUCACUGUUUGCCAGAGUUUUCUGCUGGACUGGAAUUACUAAGCAGAUAUGAAGAUGCUUGGGCUGCCCUUCAUAAAGGAGCCAAAGACUGUGCAAAAGCUGGAGAGCUGGUUGAUAGUGAAGUUGUGAUGCUUUCUGCACAUUGGGAGAAGAAAAGGAAUAGUCUGGUGGAACUACAGGAUCAGCUUCAGCAAAUACCAGGGUUUUUAGCAGAUCUGGAAUGCCUCACAGCAAGUAUAGCCCAGCUAGAGGCAAACUUUGAGGAAAUGGAGAAUCAUCUGUUGUGUCUUGAGGAACUAUGUGAGCAGUGUGAGUUGGAAAGAUACAAAUGUAUGCAGACAUUACAGCUGGAAAACUACAAGAAAACAAAAAGGAAGGAACUAGAGACAUUCAAAGCUGAACUCGAUGCUGAACAUGCGCAGAAGGUUUUGGACAUGGAGCACACCCAGCAGAUGAAGCUAAAGGAGCGCCAGAAGUUCUUUGAAGAAGCCUUCCAGCAGGACAUGGAGCAAUACCUUUCCACAGGAUACUUGCAGAUAGCAGAGAGGAGAGAACCGAUUGGCAGUAUGUCCUCCAUGGAGGUGAACGUGGACAUGCUGGAGCAGAUGGACCUAAUGGACAUGUCUGACCAGGAAGCACUCGAUGUCUUUUUAAACUCAGGAAGCGAAGACAAUAAUGUGCUGUCUCCCAUGCUGGGGCCUGACUCCAGCACGUACGUGAACGAGAUCAGUCUGCAGGUGCCGAGCCAGUCCGAGUUACGGCAGAAGCUCUGUUCCUUGUCUUCCACCUGCACCGACUCCGCCAGCCAGGACGCGAGCGAAGGAGARUCCCCCGUUGUCCAGUCUGACGAAGAGGAAGUUCAAGUGGACACUGCCCUAGCUGCUUUAACUGAGAGAAAGGGUGCUUCAGAUGGCAGUGAUGAAAGUGACUCUCAAAAUAUUUGAAUCUUAAAACCAUAUCCUUUAAGAAUGACUUCUGAAUGAAUGAACAAGUGAAUGAAGAGCUUGCCUGUGUAACAAUUUGCUAACCAAGCAUAACAGCCAGAUCUUUUUACUUCGUAAUACUGCCUUUUUACAGAAUUGCCAGUCAYGUGGAGGUUGGUUUUUAAAGAAAAAAUUAUGCCUAAAGCACACACACUUUAACAUAGUCUUGGGGCUCAGGGGAGCAGUAAAACUGUUGUAUAUACUAUGUAUAAGAGAAUUAAGGGGAAAGGUAGAAGUUCCUUUGACCAUUAACCUUUAAAUGGCUGAUUGGAAGUACUUAAGAGUUGAUGUGUAAUACUGAACCCAAAUUGUUCCUUGCAUGUUUUCAGCUGCUGCAACUGAAGAUUUAGGAUCCAAACCAAAAUGGAAAGUUAUUUUCUACUCUUUACUACCUACUGUCUGCCUCCUGCCUUUUGUCUACUAAUGCAGCAGUGUCUACUGUUCUCACACUUCUUMUUCAGGACCAACUUAGUUAUAGGUGUUAAGGAAAAAAUAAGAACCCGAGAAGGAGGAAAGAUGCAUAUGGAAAUGUUACACUCCUUGUGGAGCAGGUAUCUUAGCAUUGUGUAAACUUACUCCUCUUUCGAGAUAAAAUAAAGUAUUUCUAUCCCAACUAUGUCUUUUACUUGAUUACCCAGGUAUUUUAUCUGAGAAGUGAACAGUGGAACCUAACUCAGACAAAAAAAAGCUUUUUAGGAGCACCACUGUAAUGUGCUUUUCCAUGGUAACAUCUGUUUGACUAUACUGAUGCAGGCCAGCAGUGCAAGGGAGAUAAACCUGAGGUAAUUAUUAAUUGUGUGUAUUGUAGAAACCUCAGGACCUAUAGGCAUCAUCAUUGCUGUUUUUUCUGCAGUCAUUUCUGAAUUUGAGGUCUGACCAUGUCUAACACCUGUUGCUUGUCAAGUCUCAUGCUCUGUUUGCAGGGAUCUGCUCUCCUUUGAGAAGGCUCCUGGCUCCUGCUCUUCCUGCAUGGAGGGAGGGAAUGUAAUCAGAAAGAGCGUAAGUAAAAGGAUGAGCUGUGGUGUAGAUCCCUUCCAAAGACCUGCCCUGACAAAGACAAUGGUUGGGAAUGARGCAUCUCCUGCUGCUCACCAGCUGGGAAGUGGCCAGUUUCCUUAGGGAUUCUCCUGUUAGCUGACAAAAGUGUUUCCUGACCCCUGUCUGGGAACUGAAGGCUGGAAGCUCCCUACCUACAAUUAAAAAUUUACUCUUCAACAAGGCAGCUGUUCAAACAAAUUUUUCUUGAAGGAGCUUCCUUUACUCUUUUGCUUUCCAGAAGACAGACAAAAUGUCCAAAAAAGUUUUGUUUUUUUUAUUAAACCUUGUAGUACAAACCUGGAAAGUAAACAAAAAACUGGCAAUAAACAACAUGAAGUCUUUCCUUACAAGGAAAGAGAGCAGAGCAGCGCUAAUAAAUUAAAUGUCAAACUGUAAGCCAUAGUCAGAAGUUUACUGUCAAGAGGGAAAAGUACACAGCAAGGCCAUAAAAACCAGACAACCACAUUUGAAAACACUUGACUCUGUUUAUGUUAUUGUUAAAUAUUCCAAAACAGUUCAGUCUUCUGCAACAACAACCAACAAAUUGUAUUAUAGGACUUUCCUGACAGUCACCACUGGCAAGCUCAGUGCAAUAUGGGUAGCUACGGUAUUGUUGAAUUCAAUUACGAAACAAAACAGUUUGUGAAAACAUUUUCCCUUUUUUAUUCCACACAUACUGUACACACAACCAGAAAAGGGCAACAGCUACUCGAUUAUUAUUAUUUUUUGUUGUUUUUCAGUGAUGUAAGCAGCACUUAUAAAUGUUACAAGAAAAACCCUGUAAGCAUCCAAUCCAACCGAUGAAGAAAGUGAAACGUAAGGCUUUUCUUCAUCUUGUCUCUUUGCCAUCCCUCCCCCCAC